Messenger RNA from Cottoperca gobio, 1913 nucleotides. RefSeq names its product heparan sulfate (glucosamine) 3-O-sulfotransferase 1 (gene hs3st1). Bases 356 to 1273 code for a protein of 305 amino acids. The transcript is spliced from 2 exons. The record is from RefSeq and is a predicted model, not a curated record. Gene Ontology annotation, molecular function: [heparan sulfate]-glucosamine 3-sulfotransferase activity. NCBI's taxonomy places the organism in Eukaryota, Metazoa, Chordata, Actinopteri, Perciformes, Bovichtidae.
GGACCGUCUGGCUCGGACGCACAGCACAGAGGAGACGCUCCGGUGAAGUUGUGUCCCCGCGUCGGAGGCGACUUGUGUGCGCUCGGGAGAGACCAGAGAGACGGUGCACAGCUGGAUCAUACCCCCGCUGUUUUGGAAGUAUCGGUGGCGUGAACAGAGGGCUCAAAGCGGCACGAAAUGAAAUCUGUGUCGAGUCCAGAGGAUUAUAGUUGAAAAGUUACUGCUGCUGGCAGAGAAGAGGCAGAUUUUUUGCUUUUGAAUUGGACCAUUGUGCUCAGGCAGCUGCUCUUUCAAUGAGGGAUACAGUUUUGGUGCUUUCGCCAGGCUGAAAUCCUCCAGGGUCAGGACCUCCCUCAUGGCAGCCGUGCUCCUUGGGCUGCUGCUCUUUGCAAUGCAGUCUCCCCUCGUCCCCUCCAGGCCCAUGGCCGACGAGGGACCACCUCCACCUUCCACCUCAUCGCCCACCGACAACGGGACGACCAGCCACCCAAACGGGACCCUCCAACAACUUCCUCAGAUUAUAAUUAUUGGCGUGAGGAAGGGGGGGACUCGGGCGCUGAUAGAGAUGCUCAGUCUGCACAGUACAGUGGCGGCGGCGCAGAACGAGGUGCACUUCUUCGACUGGGAGAGUCACUUUCAGAAAGGCUUGCCUUGGUAUCUCAGCCAGAUGCCCUACGCCUUCCCCGACCAGCUGACGGUAGAGAAGACGCCGGCCUACUUCACCUCCAGCAAAGUCCCCAAACGCAUCCAUCACAUGAACCGUGACAUCAAGCUGCUGCUCAUCCUCAGAGACCCCACGGAGCGGGUUCUGUCGGACUACACCCAGGUCUUUUACAACCGUCUCCAGAAGCACAAGCGCUAUCAGCCCAUCGAGUCGGUUCUGGUGAAGGACGGCGAGAUCAACCUGGGAUACAAGGCUCUCAAUCGCAGCCUGUACUAUGUGCACAUGCAGAACUGGCUGCAAUACUUCCCACUGGGGAGCAUUCACGUGGUGGACGGGGAUGAGUUGAUCAGGGACCCGUUCCCCGAGAUGAAAAAGGUGGAAAGAUUCUUAAAGCUGGAACCCCAGAUAAAUGCCUCAAAUUUUUACUUCAAUAAAACUAAAGGAUUUUACUGUUUGAGAGACCACGGGCGAGAACGGUGUUUACAUGAUUCAAAAGGCCGAGCUCACCCUCAUGUGGCGCCCGCCAUCCUGCAGAAACUCUACCAGUUCUUUCACGAACCCAACAAGAAGUUCUUUGAGCUGGUGGGCCGAACAUUCAACUGGAAAUGAGCGUCUGAGACUCAGUAGUUUGGCGUAGAGUUACUUGGGGUUAGUCUGUUUUCCUCACUUGUAAUGUAGAUAAAGAGACAAAGCUAAUGUAAAUGAACUAAAUCUAUUUUUUUAUACUAGUACAUUUGUUACAGUAUGACCGAGAGCCAAAUAUCAGGGCAGACUGCAGUUCAUGACAUGCUCUGUUAGUGCAUGUCUUAUUUCUUUUCAUUGUCAAACAUUUUACUGUCUUUCUGUACUGUUAGAAACGCUCACUACUGUUCAGCUCAAAGCUGACGUCUUACAAUGACAUUGCUAUUGACAUUCAGACUUUAGACUGUGCCAGUUAAUGUGUGACAUAAAGAUAAUUACCAGGCAGUUUAAUAUUGUCAUACCUUCAUGUUUCGCUUCAUAUAAUAUGACAUUAUUAACGUCUCACUGCAUUUAGAGCUCUGAAGGACCUUUACCUGCUGCUAUGAUUUCCUCAGUCACUUUCAGGCACGAGCCGUUCUCUUUGUUACUCAAAUGUUUCUUUAUGUAAGAGUCAGAUGUAUAAAAGCUCUGCGCACAUCAUAUAUUUGCCGAUCAUUACGGUGUACUGUAAAUAGUUUUUUCAAAAAGUGAAGAAUUAAUACCAUAAUAAAGAUGUAUUUUAUUUUUA